CUGCGCUCCGUGCGCCGCCUGCGCGAGGUGUUCGAGGUGUGCGGCCGCGAUCCCGACGGCUUCCUGCGCGUGGAGCGCGUCGCGGCGCUCGGACUGCGCUUCGGCCAGGGCGAGGAGAAAGGGAAGACAAGGAAGUUUGAUGAAACGUGAGUCUCUGUACUGCGUGACACACACAGACCGACCCUUUAAGGAGCACAGAGAUGAGGGCACCACCACUGUCCCAACCCUGAGAGUCUGUGACAAAGGGGCAGCUGGACUCCUGUGGCAAGCAGGUGGAAAAACUUGUGAAAUAUUUGGAUCCCAACGACCUGGGGAGAAUCAACUUUAAGGACUUUUGUCGGGGUGUGUUCGCCAUGAAAGGGUGUGAGGAGCUGCUGAAGGAUGUGCUGUCCGUGGAGAGCACAGGGACACCCUCCUGUACCCCGGAGAUCCCGGACUGUGUGGAGCAGGGCAGCGAGGUGCUGGGCCCCACUUUUGCCGAUGGCGAGCUCCUCUCCAGGGAGCCCGGCUUCUUCCCAGAGGACGAGGAGGAAGCCAUGACACUGGCCCCAGCGGACGGCUCCCCGGAGCUGGACAUGGACAGCCCCAUGGAGAGCACGCAGAGUCUGGAGGGGUCGGUCGGGAGUCCCGCUGAGGAGAAGGAUGGGGGGCUCGGGGGCCUGUUCCUGCCAGAGGACAAGUCCCUGGUCCACACUCCAUCCAUGACAACGUCAGACCUCUCCACGCACUCCACCACCUCGCUCAUCAGCAACGAGGAGCAGUUUGAAGACUAUGGGGAGGGAGACGACGUGGACUGUGCCCCCAGCAGCCCCUGCCCUGAUGACGAGGCCAGGACCAAUGUCUACUCAGACCUGGGGUCUUCAGUGUCUUCCAGCGCAGGACAGACGCCUAGGAAAAUGCGGCAUGUGUACAACAGCGAAUUGCUGGAUGUUUACUGCUCUCAGUGCUGCAAGAAAAUCAACCUGCUGAAUGGCUUGGAAGCCCGACUGAAAAACCUGAAGGCCAACAGCCCCAACCGAAAGAUCUCUAGCACGGCCUUUGGACGGCAGCUCAUGCACAGCAGCAACUUCAGCAGCAGUAACGGGAGCACCGAGGACCUGUUCCGGGACAGCAUUGACUCCUGUGACAACGACAUCACGGAGAAGGUGAGCUUCCUAGAAAAAAAGGUGACAGAACUGGAGAAUGACAGCCUGACCAAUGGGGACCUGAAAAGCAAGCUGAAGCAGGAGAACACACAGCUGGUGCACAGGGUGCACGAGCUGGAGGAGAUGGUGAAGGAUCAGGAGACUGCGGCUGAGCAGGCCCUGGAGGAGGAGGUGCGGCGACACCGCGAGGCCUACAGCAAGCUGGAGCGGGAGAAGGGCACGGAGAUCGGGCUGCUCGGCGCCAGAGUACAACAAUUAGAGGAAGAAAAUACAGAGCUCAGAACAACAGUGACUCGGCUCAAGUCUCAAACAGAGAAAUUGGAUGAGGAGCGGCAGCGCAUGUCCGACCGGCUGGAGGACACCAGCCUGCGGCUCAAGGAUGAGAUGGACCUGUACAAGCGCAUGAUGGACAAGCUGCGGCAGAACCGCCUUGAGUUCCAGAAGGAGCGGGAGGCCACGCAGGAGCUCAUCGAGGACUUGCGGAAGGAGCUAGAACACCUGCAGAUGUACAAGCUGGACUGCGAGCGGCCUGGCAGGGGCCGCAGCUCAUCCUCUGGCCUGGGCGAGUUCAGUGCCAGGGCCCGCGAGGUGGAGCUGGAGCACGAGAUCAAGCGGCUCAAGCAGGAGAAUCAUAAGCUGCGAGAUCAGAAUGAUGACUUAAAUGGACAGAUCUUGAGCCUCAGCCUUUAUGAAGCAAAGAACCUCUUUGCCACCCAGACCAAAGCCCAGUCUCUGGCUGCGGAAAUAGACACAGCCUCCCGCGAUGAGGGGCUGCCUGGUGAGCUCGGCACCGCCUCCAGCCUGGGCAGAGGCAGCACUUCAGUGACAUCCCAAAGGAUCCAUCAGGAGCUCAUGGAAGCCCUAAAGGAGCAGGAGGAGAUCAACUUCCGGCUGAGGCAGUACAUGGACAAGAUUAUCCUCGCCAUCCUGGACCACAACCCCUCCAUCCUCGAGAUCAAACACUAAGACAAGGGGGCUGGCUGCAGAGCAGCCUCAGGAACCCCCAACCCCAGGACCAAGGGGCAGAUCCCGCCUGAGGAUGCACCCUGGGCUGGGCCUCACACGCACACUGUAAAUGUAUUUUUAGCCACCAUUUAAUGUGUGCUGAUGUGUAUGUGGGCAGCCGUGCACACAGCGAGGUGUGAGCAUGGGAUCAUGGCCAUGAGUGGUAUCUGCAGUUAGCUAUCCAUGCAUAUUGUUGUCCCUUUGCAAGGGGCAGAGGGUGCUAUAGAUGGUAGGGGGCAAGGUCUGCUAUCAGGAGUUACUGUAAUAAUAACUGGAAGCUUGUGUUUCAGAUACUGGAGACAAUGAUUCUACCUCUGGGGAUAAGAACCUAGAGGUACCGUAGUAAGACAGGCCUCUGAACCCCCUAGGAAUGGGAGCAAAAUGAUGCUUUUUCCAGGAGUUUGAGUGCCCAACAGCUGUGUCCUCACCAACCUCUUUGGCCCCCUUCCAGUCCAGGUGCAUGAGCUCAGAGAGGAGGAAGGGGCAUCUGGGUGGGGGGAAUGUGAGGCCAGUCCCCAGGGAACCCCCUCACUGGCUGGCAGUGCCCUCUAAUGCUCAUGCACAGUGUGUCCAAAGGUCCUUGGCUGCAGAGGACCCGGCACUGAACAACCUUCAUUCUGAGAGUUCUUGGUAUUUCUGGAGUUGUCCGUACAUUUCCCCAUCCCUGCUUACCUACCUCUCCUUUUCUGAUUUUGUUUUGUUCUUAAGACAGUGAAAAAUAAGCAGCAUCCACUUGAGGUAUAAAAUGAAGGGAUUAAAAGGAAGGAGAAGGAGGCUGGGGGACAGGGGUGCCUAAGGCACGUGUUGGCACUGGGGAACGAAAGACCUGACUGUUGGGGAGGAGCACGCUGUUGGCUUUUCUGCUGCGUGUCUGCAUUUUAAGAGAGAAGCACCGAUGGAUCAUCUCCUUGGCUUCCCAGGCUGGGAGGGUACCUUGCUUACGAGUCCCUGCUCUCCGCAGUCUGGCGAUGGCAGACCUUGGGUCUGGAUUUUCAGAAUUGGAGUUCUGGGUUGGGCUGGGCUCGGCUCAGCUCAGCUGGGUGGUGAGGCGCCUGCAUUCCAGCUUUCAGAAUCUCACCUGUAUCGGUUCUCUGCCUGGGGAACAAGUGCUGUACCGGAGGGGGACACAGCUGAGAAAGUUGUAGGAAACCUUAGUCCUCCAUCCUUGUGGCUCAUGGUAGAAAUUGACACUCUGCAUUUUUAAUGUGAUCUUUUGUUCUAGGCAGCUGGGAAUAGAUAUGGCACUUUCUUUGAAUUUUCCAGUUUGUCUUAAUUUCAUGUGGCAUGUGACUUGUUUCUUUAUAAAUAUAUAUAAGCACAUGUGAUCUUCUCCCCUGCAGUUUUCUUCAGCACAUCUAGUGUGAAAAGGAAAGUUGGGGCAUGCUGGGGAUAGGCUUGGAGGGGUGUAGGCAGAGAAGAGAGCGCAGUGGAGGUGGAGAGGGGAUCUGGACCUGGGUGUGUUCCCUGCUCGCAGAGGCAGGGCUGUGGCCAGAACCAAUCUUCAUUCUGUUCCAGGCAACUUUCGCUUUUGCUGGGUUUCAUGAUUUCUUUUUAAGCAUAAUUGCAGGAUUUGUGUGGGGCUGCACUUGCUCUGAUCUGGAGCUAUGAGGCCACCCACACCAGGAAGACUAGGGCAGAAGGUCACUGCCGGUCCCUUAGGACACCGGUCUCUGUGGGCCCCCCUGAGGGUCUGAGAAGGCACAGCAGUGGAAAGAAGGCCUGAGGAGUGGGGCCCUUGGGAGUUUGCUGGUACAGAGGAAUGGACACAAAGGGAAGGAAGUUGGCCAGUCAUGACAUGGCUUUGGACUGGGUUUUACAUCGGAAGGCCUUGCACAGAGGCCGGCCAGAUCAGGGUUCCUGGCCAUGGAACGGACAUUCCAAGGCAGCACCCAGGACGAAAGACCCCGGAGGACCUGGUGCAGUGUGUGGGGUCUCCGGGAUGAGCCUGUCCCUAUAACACAUGCUUCAAGUUAAAUCCAACCUUUCUCCACCCAGAAAAUACAUCUUAUAAAACCUAUUCUUGUCAAAUUGGCUUUUUAAGAUCAUGGAGCUUUUUCAAAUGCUCUUCUGUUGCUUGAAAGCUAGCCUGAGGGGGCACAUGCCCCAGGGGCCCCAGCCCCACAACACCAGGGCAGGUUCCAGUUCCCCUGGGAUCUAGGCACGGGGAGCUGCCCUGUUCGCUUCCUGUGUUUUCCACCGCCUCCGUCUGUUUUCGGGUUGCAUUCUGCCCCCUUUCUCUCAGUAGUGGGGCUGUAGAUAGCAUAUAGGGCGCCCUGUUCAAUUUGAAUUCCAGGUAAACAAGUAAUUCUUAGAAGUUGUUCCAUGCAAUCCUUGGGACAUGUUUAAAAUGGAGAAAUUUUUUAAAUUCUGGUAACUGGGCCGCCAUCCCAGAGGUUCUGAUUUCACUGGUGUGGCGUGCAGCCAGGCUCGGGGAUGGUGCAAGAACUUCCCAGGUGACUGUGAUUUCACUGGGUAUCCUGUGUGGGGCUUUUUUUUUUCUUUGCUAAGUCUGUCAACCCUACCAAGGAGGGCUUAACAGUAAUUUGGAGUUUUGAGGAGUUUCGAGGGCUUGGGGAAGAGGUUUCAGACUCACAUUUUGCAUGAGACUUGGCUAUCGUCAUGUUCAGCUGGAAAGCAAAAGGAAUUGUCUGAACCAGCAAGGGAUUUUUUAAAAAUAUAUAUACAGUAUCUAGUAGAAAACGAAGCACCUUCUAGUUUAGCUUGGUCUUGUUCUGUUGACAGGUAUGGGAAAGUUUCUUAGUAAAAAAAAAAUUUUUUUUUUUUUACUUUUGAAUUGGCCAGAGCUAGACAAGUUAUUUUAAAGGUGAAGAUUCUUUGAGAACUGUCAAGAGGAAAAUAGCUUUACCUUGUUUCUGACCUGUUAAAAACACAAAGCUCAAGAACGUCCGGAAGCAUUGGGACCUGAAACAGUGGUGCUGAGCUUUGGAAAAUCACCUGGGGAGAUUUUUAAAAAUGUUCUGACAGGGCUGACCCCCCAGAGAUUCAGCUUUAAUUAGUGUAACUCAGGCAUCUAGAUGUUUCAGAGCUCCCCAGGUGAUACUAGUGUUCAGCCUGAGGUGGAGAAGGUUGCUGGCCAGAGGUGGAGAAAACAGGCGGAAACGGCUGCUGGGUUUGUUAAUCCAGGGGCUGGGUAACAAGGAGUCGGAGGCUUCUCCUGUUCUGACGGUGGAUGGUGAGAAGUUAGCAGAUCCUGUGGCCCCAGGACAGGGGGCCAGUUGCCUUUGGGAGCUGGUGGAUCCAGCUGCCAUCACCGGCCUGAGGUUGGCAGCCCUGAGGGGCAGGUCUUUGCUUGGUGCCCAUGGAGUCAGUAGGUGGCCCGUGUUGGGAUGUAUCCCCUCGUUCUGGAGUGGGAGUAGAACAGAAUAUGGACGGGGGUGGGGCUGACAAGCUGGGCUGUCCCCCCCAAAAGCAGCCUCAGAAACAGCAGUAACCUCCCAGCCGCCGAGCAGGAGGGGACACUGGCUUGGUGGGGUUUUUUGCCUCUGGUACGUGGUGAGGCUGGGUGGUGGAGGGUCACGCAGCACACAGCUCCUCCCAUCAGUGGCCAAGCCAGCGUCCCAGCCCACACUUGCUGGGAGCUCCUGGGCCGGCCAGGUCCUGGUGGGCAGGAGGACGGUGUGGCCUCUUCUGUUCCCAUGAGGGACUUAAUAACCAGCAAAGGCCUACAGGGGCCAGUGGGGCCUGGUGAAUCAGGGAGAAAUUCAACCCUUUUGGGGCUCUGUAUGUGUGUUUAACAUACUAGCAAAUUUAAACCUAAAAGCUAACUUCAGAUGUCAUUGGAACAUCAGAAGUUUUUGGAUGGCCACCAUGCCAAGUAAUGACUUUGCUCACCUGGCAGAUCUGCAGUGAUUCUCAGAGGGCUAGGGUGGGUUUUAAAUUGAGGAGGGGCCAUUCAGGGCUUCAGUGCUGGCGCCCUUCCCAGCCUUUCCCCCCUCUGGGACUGGGCCGCCUCUCUAGGGCAGUGCCUCAGGCCGUGAGACAGGCGUGCCUGCGGAGGGGCAGGCUAGAAGGGGCCACCCUCUCCCAGCUGGCUUCCAGCACCUCCCUUCCCUCCACUCACCUUGGGGACCUCCAGGCCCAUGCGCCCUGCUCCGAGCGCCAGGAGAGGGCAGCGAACGGGUGGGGCUGGGUGUGGCAGGGCCGUUCAGGCCCUUUGGCCCCACCCCUCUGCUGCCUGCCUGGGAAACUAGGCUGCUUUCCUGACAGGUUUGGUUCGAAAAACGUAGACCCUGGCGAAGCGUGGCUGGAUGACCGGAGGUUGGUGCUCCAAGCUCAUAGGCUCCUCCUCUUUCCAUUGUGAUGGUAAUGGCGGAUGUCUGCCCCAAGCCGCCAGCAGGGGGGUGUCUGGGGACGGCAUCCAGGCCCCACUUUUAGGAUCUAAGUGCUGUUUUCCCCACCAGACCAUGCCUCCUGCCUGGACCCUCUGCUUUGCUGUGUGACACAGGCUGUUUUGUCUGCAUGGUUUGGGGUUGUUGUCCUUGUGCCUUUUUCUCUGUCACCACUGUACAGGAUUCCCCAUGUUACGACUGCCCCCUUUUCUACAUUUUUGUUUACCCUGGCCCUUCCAGAGCCCUGUACAUGUGUACAUAGUAUCCACUUUGUGUCCGCGUGCCUGUACCACAUCAGGUCUGUUCCCAGGCCAGGUCUCUGCACUCUUACCGACAAGGGUCAAGCUCUGCUUCCCCUCUGUUCACUCAGUCUUGCAGACGGUGUACAGAAUUUUGUCAUUAUGGUCUUAAGCCCGGGGGUCUUGGACUCACUUAGCCCUCCAUCCAGCCUACCUGCAGCUAGUUUAGAAGCCUUACACAGCAUAAAAGAGUGACUUUGUGUAAAGCAGCUUCUCCUACAAACUCCUUCCUGUAUGGGCAUUAAUAUUUACAGAAAGCAGAGUGUACCCUUCUAGCCUAGGGCGUGGGCCCCAGCAGGGAUGCUGUGGUGUGCAGCAGAUCUGUGGGCCCCGCAGAGGAUGCACCCCCAGCCUCCGGAGGAAGCUCCAUCUGUGUGGCUCCCAGUACUUGACAUUGGGUCUGGGUUCAGGGCCAUCGCCACCUGAUGUCCAGAACAGCUUCGGACCCCAAGUGGGCAGAAGGAAGAGGCUUCUUGCAGCUGCCCCUGCCCGCCACUCACACCUGCCGAGUCUUCCUCAUCUGCUGAAGGUGCUCAGACCCGGGUGCCAUUAAAUGCCCAACUGAUGUCAGGACAGCCAUCAAACCGUGCAUUGCUGAGGACUCUCUCACAGCCGACUGGCUCCCCUCGUCCCAGCCCUUUCAUGACUGGGCCACCUGGGGCGCAGGUGGAAGAGGCUGCACAUGUGGCCUCAUGCCCAAGGCUUUGUUCCAUUGCUUUGACUCUCCGUGGGAUUCCAUGCGAGUCUUUGCCUCAGGAGCCCGGUGCCCCAUCUGUAAGCAGGCUUAGCUUUGGGGCUGGGGUGACCUUUAUCACAGGCCCAGGGUGGGGAGAGUGGGGUGAGGCCCCAAGGUUGUGUGCCAGGGUCCCGAGCUCUGCCUCCAGCCUCCUCCUGGCCAAAAGUGGCAGGCUCUCAGGAGCAGGCUCUUUCGGGAACUCUAAUGUACAGACCAAGGUGUAAAUAAACAGUUUGCUCUUCUUGCCUGA
This is a messenger RNA of Manis javanica (Malayan pangolin), 7784 nucleotides long. It is a transcript of the gene RAB11FIP4, whose product is annotated as RAB11 family interacting protein 4. Gene Ontology annotation, biological process: regulation of cytokinesis; endocytic recycling. Lineage: Eukaryota; Metazoa; Chordata; Mammalia; Pholidota; Manidae. Gene Ontology annotation, cellular component: endocytic vesicle; midbody; recycling endosome membrane. Gene Ontology annotation, molecular function: calcium ion binding. The record is from RefSeq and is a predicted model, not a curated record.